Molecule: messenger RNA, 222 nt
Organism: Miscanthus lutarioriparius
Lineage: Eukaryota; Viridiplantae; Streptophyta; Magnoliopsida; Poales; Poaceae
Source: the annotation of a GenBank genome assembly
AUGGCGUCCGGAGGCGCCGCCCGCGGUCGCCUCGCUGAGGAGCGCAAGGCGUGGCGCAAGAGCCACCCCCACGGGUUCGUGGCGAAGCCGGAGACGCUGCCGGAUGGGUCCGUGAACCUCAUGGUCUGGAAGUGCGUCAUCCCCGGCAAAGAGGGGGCCCUCUUUGGAGGACUCGUCCUAAGGUUCAGCUUCAACAUUGUUGGGCUCCUGUGUGUGCUGUAG